UUCCCUAUAGACUCCUAAUUUUGGUCACACUUUCCUUCUUUGGUAUUCUUUGUCUUUUUGCAGACUCCUAAUUCUUUCAAACAAACAAAAAAUCCUUGUGUUUUAUGUAUGACAAACAAAAACAAAACCUCUUUCUUUUUAAUGUCCUUUUUUUCUCUUUGUUUUUUUUGUCUUAGUCUUUGGUGUGGAGAAAAAGAAAAGAAGAGAUUUUGUGAAAGUGGAAGAGAAUGGGGAGAGGAAAGAUUGAGAUUAAGAAGAUUGAGAAUUUGAAUAGCAGGCAAGUUACUUUUUCUAAGAGACGAAAUGGGUUGCUUAAGAAAGCCAAAGAGUUGUCUGUUCUUUGUGAUGCAGAGGUUGCUGUUAUCAUAUAUUCUGGAACUGGGAAGCUUUAUGAGUUUUCAAGCAAAAGCAUGGAGCACACCCUUUCAAGGUACGGUACUAGAAGUCUUGAUUUGAAUAAUGGAGCAGAGCAACAACAACAACAACAACCUAGUGGUGAUGAGCCUCCAGCAGAAGUUGUGGAGCCUGAUACUGCCCUUUUACAAGAAGAAAUAACAAAACUUCGUUCAUCUUACUUAAGGAUGAGUGGUAAGGAGCUUGAUGGAUUGGGCCUUAAAGAACUGCAGUACCUAGAAAAUCAACUGUGUGAAGGGAUAUGUGCUGUCAAAAACAAGAAGGAACAAGUGUAUGUUGAACAACUUAAGAAAUCCAGGUUACAGGCGCAAAAGGCUAUGAUGGAGAAUGAAGCGCUUCGCAAACAACUUGAGGAGAUAGAAAACAAAAGAAAGGCUGAGUGUCUUGAAUUUCAUUCAUUGGAAAGGACAGUUUCCGUCAACGGUUCAAAACCUCUUUUCAAUUUUGCUUCAGAGGAUAACGAGAUUUCAGAUACUUCUUUGCAGUUAGGGUUGUCAACAGAUUAUGGUUUGAAAAGGAAAGCCUUGAAGAUAGAACCUUGCAACGACUCGGGAAGUCAAGUGGCUUCACAGUGACAUUUUUGCCCUGAAAAACUUGCCUUACUAAGUUGGAAAACAUUCCCUAGCUUUUUCUUUCUUUGGUUUUGCAGUGACAGUUUAGCUUAUAAAACUAGUUGCUUAUAGAUUAAAAAUUUGUGGCCUUGGAUUCACAAUGUUGAAAAAUGUUGGUCAUUUUGUUUAUCCAAACAGUUUUUAAGGUAUUAUGGCUAUGCCUCUAGAUGGUUAGGAAGGACUCAGAAGCUUUAUUUCUACAAGCUUCUUCCGCGGCAUCAAAUUUAAUUCUAUAUAUCACAAUCUUUCUUGCUUUGGAAAAUAUUUGGCACUGUUUUAGCACUAUAUCUGUGAUAAAUAUAUUUUCU
Molecule: messenger RNA, 1333 nt
Organism: Trifolium pratense (red clover)
Lineage: Eukaryota; Viridiplantae; Streptophyta; Magnoliopsida; Fabales; Fabaceae
Product: agamous-like MADS-box protein AGL18
Exons: 8
Coding region: 228-989 (253 amino acids)
Biological process (GO): positive regulation of transcription by RNA polymerase II
Cellular component (GO): nucleus
Molecular function (GO): protein dimerization activity; DNA-binding transcription factor activity, RNA polymerase II-specific; RNA polymerase II cis-regulatory region sequence-specific DNA binding
Source: RefSeq, a predicted model, not a curated record